Molecule: messenger RNA, 507 nt
Organism: Amoebophrya sp. A120
Lineage: Eukaryota; Dinophyceae; Syndiniales; Amoebophryaceae
Source: the annotation of a GenBank genome assembly
CAUCUUUGCGCUGCUUGUUUUCUGAGAGCCAGCCUGUCGUGGAGGUGGACCAAAAAAGCACGGUGGCAUAUCAAAGUAGAGCGACGCCUAUAGCAAAAAUCAAAACCAUCAAACAAGUAGUCCAGUACUACAGUGAAGAUGUUUUUCCGCCGGUCCCUUCGGCGCAUGGCACCCCCCGCUCGAAUAUCCAAAGAGGAUGUGACGACAGCGCUAAGUGGGUCAUCUCUGCUCCACAAAGAUUGGCGAUUUCUCGACGAGGCCACGACCAAACGACCCGACCGUCUACGAAGAGAGCUGCAGUUCACCGACUUCGAAACCGCGUGGAGCUUUAUGUCGAAGGUAGCGCUGCGGGCGGAGAAGGUGCAGCAUCACCCGGAGUGGUUUAACGUCUACAAUCAGGUGCAUAUUGAACUCUCAACCCACGACUGCGGUGGCAUAUCAGAAAAAGACUUUGCCCUCGCAGAGUUCAUCGACCAAUGCGCGACUGACGCUGGAGAAAAUAAAUGA